Messenger RNA from Carassius gibelio (silver crucian carp), 7043 nucleotides. Its product is annotated as CREB-regulated transcription coactivator 1-like. Gene Ontology annotation, molecular function: cAMP response element binding protein binding. Gene Ontology annotation, cellular component: nucleus; cytoplasm. Lineage: Eukaryota; Metazoa; Chordata; Actinopteri; Cypriniformes; Cyprinidae. Bases 392 to 2131 code for a protein of 579 amino acids. The record is from RefSeq and is a predicted model, not a curated record. The transcript is spliced from 12 exons. Gene Ontology annotation, biological process: positive regulation of transcription by RNA polymerase II; protein homotetramerization.
UUUAAAUAAAGAAUAUUAAAUCUCUAUAAAUGUUACAAAAACAAGUUUAGUUAAAAAUGUUGAAGAUUUCAGUUGUAACACACUAAUCACAACAAUUUUAUAAAAAUGUUUGUUUUAAACUAAUAAACAUAUCUUUAUUUUACAUUAGCAGCCUUGUCCUAAGUGCCUUUAGUGCAUAUUUUAAGGAUAAAUAGCAGGUAUUUUCAAUCACGAUAUGACACAUGAAGACAUUUCAUUGAUCUAGUCUAGUGAAGGUGUGUGUGUGUGUGUGGGUGUUUUAUCAAUCAUGCGCUCCUCCAGUGGACUCCAAAGCCCACAACUCUUCCCGUGAUGACGCCGCAGCGCAGAACGCGUCUCACGCAACGCUCGGUGUUUUGGAGAACAACGGAAGAUGGCGAGCUCAAACAAUCCGCGAAAAUUCAGCGAGAAAAUCGCCCUGCACAACCAGAAGCAGGCGGAGGAGACCGCGGCGUUUGAGGAGGUCAUGAAAGAGCUGAGCAUCACGCGAGCUGCACGGUUGCAGUUACAGAAGACCCAGUAUUUGCAACUAGGCCAGAAUCGAGCUCAGUGCUAUGGAGGGUCACUGCCCAAUGUCAAUCAGAUUGGGAAUAGCAACACUGACCUCCCUUUUCAGACAGCGGUUUUGGACACCAGUCGGACAUCACGACAUCAUGGCCUGGUGGACCGCGUGUAUCGGGACAGGAACCGCAACGCUUCUCCGCAUCGUAGACCUCUUUCUGUGGACAAGCAUGGACGUCAGAUUGACAGCUGCCCCUACAGCUCCGUGUAUCUGUCACCACCACCUGACACAAGUUGGAGGAGAACCAACUCUGACUCGGCUCUACACCAGAGCGCUGUGAAUCCAGCUCCACAGGAUACUUUUGUUGGUGGAUCUCAGGAACUACAGUCAAAAGGAGUAAAAACUUUGCUGUUGCUCACGCCUCCAGAUACAGAGGACACUGAAUCAGAGAUGGAGAAAGACGAGCCCAAAGCAUCUCUGCAUACCGAGUCAUGUGACGUUCCUGGGAUUCACAUAUUCCCAUCUCCUGAUGAAGAAAUGAAUAGUUCUUUGAUGCCAUCUGCUCACAGCAGCGGCGGCUCCUUACCUGAUCUGACAAACAUCCAGUUCCCUCCUCCUCUCCCCACCCCACUGGAUCCAGAUGACCCCAUUACCUUCCCUACCUCCAGCUCCAGCAGCACCACCAACCUGACACACUUGGGCAUCAGUGCUGCCAGUCAUGUCACUCCCUCCCCUCCUGCCCAGCACACUGGGCCUGCCCCCUCACCCAAUAUCAGCCCACAGCCGCCUGCCCCCACACUACCACCUGCCAUCUCACCCCAAAUAGCCAUCGCACAGCCAAUAAUGAUGGACAGCCUGUCCCUGGAGCAGCAGCUGUCUCAAUACUCACUGCUGAGUUUACUGAACGACCUGCAGAAACAGCCGCACACCUUCCCUCAGAACAUUCGUCUCAUACGCCUCCCGCCUCUCACUGUAAGCUCCACCCCCAACACCACCCAGCCCUCUCUUGCCAGCCAAUCACAGUCAGCCACAAGCGGAGAUGCCAACUCGUACCGCAGUCAGACAGGCUCUUCAGCCAAUCAGUCACCAACAUCUCCAGUGUCCAAUCAGGGCUUCUCACCUGGCGGUUCACCACAACAUAUUCAGGUGGUUGGAAGCAUCUUCGGGGAUUCAUUGUAUGAUCAGCAACUUCAAUCCAGACAGACCAAUGCCUUAUCUAACCAGCUGGAGCAGUUCAACAUGAAUAUGAUGGAGAAUCCAGGUGGCUCUAGUCACUGUUCAACGCUGAACUACACGCAGGCAGCCAUGAUGGGUUUAACCGGGAGCCACAGCAGUCAGCAGGACAUGCAGCAGCUCGGUUACAGUAGCCAUGGCAACAUCCCCAACAUCAUUCUCACAGUGACGGGAGAAUCUCCGCCAAAUCUCUCCAAAGACCUCACCAGCUCGUUGGCCAGCGUUGGUGACAUCAGCUUUGACACAGACUCUCAGUUCCCAUUGGACGAGCUGAAAAUCGACCCGUUGACACUGGACGGACUGCACAUGCUCAAUGAUCCGGACAUGGUUCUGGCCGAUCCGGCCACUGAGGACACGUUCCGCAUGGAUCGACUGUGAACCCGUGAAUGCAAUUCGAAGCGAGACAUUCUGCUGCAUGGCCUCUCAGUUCACCAUCUGGUCAGUGGCCGUCCACGUCCCCCCAAACACCCACGUAAACAGCAGGCUGCCAAACCACUCGUGGCCAGGGACUGGUGGUGACGGCGAGGGGUGGAGGUGGAAGUGCUGUGACAACACUGGAUAGUUUCCAAUGCGCAAUACCAUCCACCAUCCACUCUCUUCAUGUAUUCAUGUUUUGUUUACUUGGUUACAAUUACGAUUUAACGAUUCCUUUUACAUUGUUCAUUCUGAUGAUUUCAUGGAUCAUACCAUGUUAAGUAAUUAAUAUUUACAUUAUUUUUGUAACAUUACGGUAAGUGAAAAAUCUGACAGAAAAUCUGUUUUUUAAAUGUUUACAUAAUUAUGCCAUGUGUCUUUGAAGAAAUAUCCAUCUGUGUGUUAUUAUGUGUGUGUAAUCAGCAUAUUUAUUUAGAUUGUAUUUAUUCUAAUUAUUUUUGUAAUAAUAUAUAUUAUUUAAUCAUAUUUAUGUAAGGAGCACUACUCCCCCAGAUUGUGUAUCAAAUGUUUAAGGGAGCGUAGUCUCACGUAGCCAGACCUUCAGACUGACGGCUGAAUCUGGAAUUCAUGGCUGCUUUCUUUGGCCAAGGUCCACCAAUGAGGCCAUUUGACCGACAUGUCAAACAAUCAAUCACAGUGCGUUUCGUUCAGCUUCAAGUUUCAGGGCGUGAAAGUGUUGCCACAAUAACAAACCAGUGUGUAAAACCCUCAGAUGUAUUAUAAAGAUUCUAUUCCGCCAAGUGAAAAUAUUUCAAACACUUUUGAAAACCCAGCGUUUAGUUGAUCCUGAAGCAUGACGGCUUUCUUCUUUUGUGAGAGGGUUUGGCAUCACGGCGUCUUUGUUUCCAGGUGGAACGUUAAAGAACGCGACACACACGUCUUGCUGAAAUCCUGUAGAAUUCAACCAAUAUGAUGACAACUUUGAAACUCCUUAAGUGUUUCCACUUUUGUCCCAUAUGCAUCAGACAUUCAGCCAACAGUCUGUGGGGUGAGACUAAAGGGAGCGUUGCUCACUGUACACUGGAAGGCAUAAAGUUUGCUUUAACAAAAUGGCUUCCAUCAUUUCGUUUUGCCAGCAUUAUGUAUCCUCCAGACAUCUCAAGAUGUCACAAUUGGUCUUUUGAUAUCAUAUUUGAUAUUUUAUUUGCCUGUGAUUUUUCUUGCAGAAGGACAGCAGUCUCUCUAUAGGAAUGUAACCCAUAUCUUGGUGAUUUGUGGACAUGUGUCAUGUGACUUUCCAUAUGUUUCACAUAUGUUAUUUAUUCAAAUUGAAGAUCUGUUAUAGCUGAAAUGUACGCUUCAACGGUGGUCAGUAAAUAUGUGACCCUAGAGCUGCUGCAGAAACCUGUUGAACACUUCACUGUGAGAGGACCUGAUUUUGCCUUAUAUGAACAAAAUGCUGUUUCUAACUGUUAACAUGUUUUUCUAAUAGUCUCUAAAGUGUUUUCCUCGUGAUACUCUUGUUUUAACAAUGCCAUUUUGUUUAGUAUUGAAUGCUGUAUAGUUUGUAAUUGUACUGCCAAACAUAACUUAAGGUUCUGUUGUGAAGCUGAUGUCAGUCAUCUGGCUUGGGGAGAGUAAUGCUCCUUUUUCUGUGUGUUUACAGGAGCUUCUGUUUGUCAUUCCCAUGCGUAUGUUCAUGUCCUGUCAUACCUUGAUCAAGUGACCAAGUUUUCCCCGAGUACUAUAAGAAGGAAUUAAGGAAUCACUCAUUUACAAUUUAGUGAUGCAGUUAUGAGCUUUCUAUGCAGUGGGGUCCAAAAAACACCACAUUAUGGAAUGAAAAUGAUCAAAAACAAAGACAAUUAUUACGUAACAUGUUGAUUGUGUACAAAAUGACAUUGAAACAAAGGGGACAAUAAGAAAUAUUAAGGAAUUUAUUUUAUUUAUUUUUAGUUUUAGUUUUUUAGUCAAACUGGUAUGUUGAUAAUUAUAGAAGCUUGCCAUGGGACAAAAAAGGUUUAACUUUUUGAGCACAGUUCAUACUUUUAAAAUUAUGAGAUAAAAAGAUGCAAUUAACUUAAUUGUUUUUAUUUAGAAGUGGAAAAAAAACAGCAGAUUUUUAAGAUAUAAACUUUUUUAUUAUUAUAAUUCUUUAUUCCACAUAAAAAACAAGCUUUCAUUUAUAAUAGUUUAGAUUUUUAUUUCAAGUUAAGUAUUGUCAUUUUUUGUACUUUUGGACCCCACUUUAACUUGUAAGUCUUAUAAACAACAUAUUUAUAAAACUGGGGAUGAAUAGCAAGGUAAAGUUUUUGGCAAUUAAACGAAAUGUUUCCUUCUAAAGUUUUAGCCAUUUUGGUUGAGCCAGUAAUAUAUUUUGGUCAUCUGGGUCCUGGAAGGAAAUAUUAACUCUCAAAACUGUGCAAAUCCAAUUUGAUUCCUAUGCAAACUGAAAGCAUAAAUCAACCAAACAAUCUGGGAUAUUAAUGGGUGAAUAUGAAUAGUAUUCUUAGUGCUGAGAAAUAGGGAUUGGCUCAGAUGGUGCAUACACUGUAGUUUAUUAGACGUAACAAAAACCGCAAUACUCGCUUAAGUUUUUAUUCCUCAAACUGUGCCAGAAUAUUUCUCCUGUUAUUUUCAUAUGUUUUCCAUGAGCGUGUUUCGCUCCUGAAAAUAGUGUACAUAAAGCUUAUCACUGGAAUAUGAUGACAGCAUGUCAAAACGAGAAAAAACCUUUAGAGCGAGGUCUUCGUUAGUUUUUUGGUAUGAGGUCUUCAAUUGCUUGGCUGAUUCCAGUAACAAGAUUCACUGCACAUAAAACAGUAUAAACCCAUGAGACACAGUGCAUGUAUUAGUUAAUGCUAGUCGUGUCAUUUUACGUCUAUGAUCAUGUUUAGAAACAGAAUGUAUUUGUGGGGCUCCGUGUUAUGAUCUUUUUCAAGUUAGUGCAUUACACCAAAUGACCUGCUGGACAAUGCUUGACCAAAGCACUAUUGUUUUUUGUUUGUUUGUUUGUUUGUUUUAUUCUCUGAUCUGUUAUGUUGCUGUUUUUUGUUUUCAGCCAUGGUAGCAUUUUCCUACUCAUCACGAUUGUAGCAUGUUUGAUAUCUUCAGUUGGGUCAUUCCCUUGCCCUCUCGAUUCGCUUGGCCCUUGCAUCUUGAGAUUCCGAAUGAAAUCCUGUCAGGAAAUCUCAAAGAUACGGCAGCUUUCAUACUGAUGUUUAUGUGCAUUUCUUCUAAAUCUUCUGGCUGCUGCUCCUGGAAACUUCAGCUGCGGCUUUGCUCAUGAAACUUGGACUGUUUUACCUUCUGAGAAUGCCGACUGUUCAAUCCUGUACAUGCACUUCCCUCAGUUUACCAUGAAGAUGUUCUUUGUGUACUGUUUUCUGUAUUGCACUGAUAAUUCAUAGGGAAAACAAUUCUGGAAGCGCAUGACUUCCCAAUGCAGAACGAAAAAGGGCUCAGUCUGUUUGUUGCUUUAACAUGUGAAAAAUUAGGAGAUGUAGGCAGACUGCAUGUGUUUAUUGGUAAAAUAAUUUGUUGUUGAUGCACAUGCAGCAUGCAGCCAAACUGGGGCGGUUUUAGCUAACAGCACUUAUGUGAAUGUUGGAAUUGUUAAUUUGUGUCCUGAUUAUUUGUGUAAGACUAAACCCCCUUAGAGUAAAUUCCCCUUUAAGCCUUAAUAGAACUGCUGAGCAGUUAGUGACCAUGAUUACAAUGUCCGUACUAUUAAGACUUAUAAUGACGUAGCUGACUAGUUGAGAUGUAUUUCUUGAUAAACAUAAUGAUAGUCACCCAUAGGAUAGAGCUGAGCAAUAUAACAACCAUUCCCCUUAAAUCACAGCAUUAGCAUAAACGAAUUGCCAUCUACAUCGAUUUCUUUCUGUAAAAAUUAUCUAUUUUUAAUUUUGUCAACCAUCAUUUCAAUUAAGGCAGGUUUAAUGAGUAUUAGAAGACAAUGGAAACAAACCACUCAUGAGAGUGUUGUUACAGAAUGCGCAUCAAAUCUUUGUGAUCUCUCGUUUUCUGAGCCUAAACAGUGCUCGCUCUUUAUUGGAGUUAACGGUAUAUUAGGGCAUAUCAUUUGUGGUCGUCUAGAGCUUUUAUUGGGUUGGAUAUAUCCAGACGCUCAGUUCUAUAGUCGCUGUGCUGGUGUGGUCAUCUUUGUCUCCUAUAUGUGGUAACUGAUUGUAGAAGGAACUGAUUUUCGUCUUUGUCGUUUUGCUGGUCCUUUUCCUUUCUCAGAAAAAAAUAUGCUAAAUAUGGAUGUGCAUGUUGUCUCAGCUGCAUAUUUCAGAGCCUUCUUGUUAUAUCAUUUAUAUUUUGUAACCUGUAUUUCUGUACGUGUUUUUAAAAUACAUAUAUAUAGAUAUAUAUUUUUUGAAUUCUGGCUUUUGUGACCUCAGUGCUAAUGCAGUGUUGUCAAUUAAUGUUUUUCAUCAGGGUUUUAUGAGGAAAGCUUGUUUACUAAAAAUCGCAAAGUAUAAAAGAAUGGAGUAUAAAAUAUGACACACACGACUCACAUUCAUUAAUCUUGUUAAAAAAAAUGAGUGAUGAUGUUGAGUUUGGCUUUAAAAAAGCUGGAUUUGCUGGGUUUUGAAUUUCUUAAAGUCCUCACAUAUUGUAUCUUAAAAAAAAAAAAACAGGAAUACAGUAGAGCUGAUUCAUGCAUUCUCUCCUCAGAUGUGACUGUGAAUUUUGUAUGCUCGUCACAGAUUUAAUUUAGAUAACAGACAAAACUUAGCAGGCCAGAUGAGGUCUUAAAGAGGAUUCUGGAUUCUGUGUGAUUUCAAAGAAAAUAAAUUGGUAACUGGCUCAUGGAAAGCGAGGCCACUUAAAUAAGAUUGAUUGCAAAAUUAGAAUUUUUCUAUUAAAAUACAUGGAAUGUUUAUCAAUAAAGUAGAACAUAAAUAGA